UUGUUCCGCUAUGGGGGCUUUAUUUUGGUCCCGUGUGCUUCCUUUUGAGCAGUCGGUGGUGGAAUUACUAAUUUUUAAGAGCAUCAGAGUUAUUUGAAAACUGUGGUGAAGGGAGCAGAAUGAGAGGAAAAGGGAGGAAUUCCUUUUUUACCUCGAGGAGUUUCAUUUCUAGAUCGUGGCAAAAGAGAAGGAAAACAAAUCAAGGGGAACUGAAGAAAAUGAGUCUUUCCCCAGAGGACAUAGAAGAUGGGGAAGAUGAGACGUCAGAAGAUAAGGACAAUGGCAGUAGAGAUGAGGUUGAUGUCCCUCAGAAAAAUGGUAGGAAGAUUACUACUGCUCCAGGAAAUAAAAUCGAGAAAAAAAAGUUUCUGGCUCCCCUGUUUGCUGAGAAAUUAAUAUCACCAUGCAGGAAGGGAGCCGCAGGGGCCAAGCUGCCGAAAGACAGGAGGAGUGCCGUGCUCGAGACCCAUGCGAAGAGACAGGAGAACCCUGAGGAGGAUGAAGAGCCUAUGAAGAAAGCACCUGAUAAACAGAAGGAGGAAAUGACCAAACAGAAGGCUUCCCCUGAAACCAAAAAUCAGAAAUUAGAAGGAUUGCCUCUAUUGACUUCAAGUCACAGGCCGAUGCAGAGAGAGCCUUGGAAGAGAAGCAAGGAACAGAGAUUGGUGGGCUUGCUGUAGUUCUGAACCUUGUCAGAGCAAAAAUCCAAGGCCAAGAUGAGAGAGACAGAAAAAAGUGCAACUGGAGAAGUAAGGGCGUGACAGCUCUGUAGCUGGAGACCCAUGUUUCCCAGGGAUGGGCUAGUAUGAGGUUAGGGGCACUUGGCACUGUUUUGUUUUUUUGGUUUUUUUUGGCUGCGUUGGGUCUUCGCUGCUACACGCAGGCUUUCUCUAGUUGUGGCGGACGGGGGCUACUCUUUGUUGCGGUGUGCGGGCUUCUCAUUGUGGUGUCUUCUCUUGCUGCAGAGCAUGCUCUAGGUGCACGGGCUUCAGUAGUUGCAGCACAUGGGCCCUAGAAUGUGCGGGCUUCAGUAGUUGCAGCGUGUGGGCUCAGUAGUUGUGGCUAGUGGGCUGUAGAGCACAGGCUCAGUAGUGGUGGCGCGCGGGCUUACUUGCUCUGCGGCAUGUGGGAUCUUCCUGGACCAGGGUUCGAACCCGUGUCCCCUGCAUUGGCAGGUGGAUUCUUAACAACUGCACCACCAGGGAAGUCCCACUUGGCACUUUUAAAUACAGUUUCUCACUCCAUCAAAAAUGUGUAAGUCAUCCUCAUAAUUCUGUCAAGCUAAUAAGUACUGUCCUAGUUAACUGUAACCUUGAUGACUGCAGAAGGCAUGGCACUUUGAGAGACAUCAGUUUAGUUCCCCCUUUUGGGGUAUCUUCUAGGAUUCUGUUUCAACAAGCUCUUAAACCUGUGGUUUCAGAGUUAGAUAUUUAAUUCUCUUCAAGUUGUGUUUUUUGUUUUUUGGUUUUUAAAAAAAUUUUGGCUCUGUUGUGUGGCUUGCGGGCCACGGCAGUGAAAGUGCCGAAUCCUAACCACUAGACCACCAGGGAACUUCCUCAGGUUUAAAGACCCCAAACCUAAUCUGCCUAAUCUGAUUUCUAGAUGUGGUGGCUUAUACAGAAAAAAAAAUAAAACAAUAGAAUUUACCAUGAAUAUUUUUAAAAAUCAAGGGAUUUCACAUAAAAAACUGGAUUUCCAGCUUCUUUUGCUACAUCAGAAAGUCUGGUGGCUCUGGGGCUGCGUCCCUACAUGUCCACAGGCGUCUGGAGAGAGGCAGCUGCUUCCUCUCAGCUGUGGCAUUUGCUCUGCUGGCUGGAAGUUCUUACCAACCCUGAACGAGUGAACAUCAUGCUGACACUUUGAAAAAAUAGUUAAUACUUUUUUUUUUUUUAUCACAAAGCCAUACUUUUUUCUUCUUGGUAAAGAUAUUUUUAUAUGUCUUAUGCAUUUGUCUCUUUCAAAAGUGGGAAAACUAAAGUUAGAACAAGAAAACCAUGCACUUCAAGAAAAAUGGGAGAGAGCUUAUUUCUUUGUGGAGGUAAAAGAACGUUCCUGCAUGUUUAAUAUGCAAACAAAGUCUGUCUGUGUCAAGAGAAUGUGACCUAAGACACCAUUAUGAAAGCAACCAUCGUAGGAACCAUGAUGGAUUUACAGAAAAAAUGUGUGAUAGAAAAUUCAACGAACUGAAAAAAAGACUGAAAUUUCAACAUGAUUUGCUUUUGAAUGUGAAUAAAAUAAGUGAUGCUGCUAUGAAAUGUAGUUACAUAUUAAGUGAGAAAAUUGCCCAGGCAGCCAAACCUUUUGCAGGUGGUGAGUUUAUCAAGGACUGUCUUUUGAGUGCAGCAGAAAUCAUGUGCCCUGAACAGAGACAAGCGUUUGCCAACAUAAGACUAACUGGUAGUGUUGUUGCCCAGCAUGUUGACAACAUGACUGAGAACUUGCAGGACAAGUUACAAGAAAAAGCUGAAUCAUUUGUGGCUUUUUCCAUUGCAGCUCAGGAAGGAGUGGAUGGAAAUAACGACCCCCACGUAGGUGUAUUUAUUCGUGGUGGCAAUGAAACUUUUGAUGUGACCAAAGAUCUUCUGGACAUGGUCCCCAUAACAGGCACAACAUCAGGAAAUGAAUUAGUUUUACAUGUUGAGAAAAGUCUUAAAACAUUUAACGUGGCCUGGUCAAAAUUGGUGAGUAUUAGCACAGAUGGUGACUCUGCGAUGGUUGGUGUUAAAGAACUAGUUGCAAAACUGAAAUCUAAAGUGUCAGGGCUGGGCUUCCCUGGUGGCGCAGUGGUUAAGAAUCCGCCUGCCAAUGCAGGGGACACGGGUUCGAGCCCUGGUCCAGGAAGAUCCCAUGUGCCGUGGAGCAACUAAGCCCGUGCGCCACAACUACUGAGCCUGUGCUCUAGAGCCCGCGUGCCACAACUACUGAAGCGCGCACGCUUAGAGCCCAUGCUUCACAACAAGAGAAGCCAGUGCAAUGAGAAGCCUGCACACCGCAAUGAAGAGUAGCCCCCGCUCACUGCAACUAGAGAAAGCCCACGUGCAGCAACGAAGACCCAAUGCAGCCAAAAAUAAAUAAAAUAAAUAAAUUUAUUAAAAAAAUAAAAAAUAAAAAAAUAAAGUGUCAGAGCUUUGCCAAGACACAGAACUUAAGUCUGUGCACGGCCUCAUUCUCCAGGAAUCACUUUGUGCUAAAAGGUUAAAAAUGGUAGUUAAAAAACUACCGUGUCAUGGACAUAGUAGUUUAUACCAUAAUCUAGAUACGCUCCCAUGGCUCAGACCGCAGAAAGUUCGGUGCUUUGUUUAAUGAGUUAGAUGCACCAUAUGGAAGCAUGUUCUGCUCCAUGGAACUUAGGUGGCUGAGUCGUGGUGUGGUCCUAAGGCAGUUUUUUGAAUUGUUGGAGGAAAUUGACUUUUUUCUGUCUUCUAGAGGAAAAUUUGUGCCUCAGCUUACAAGCAAAGAUUGGGUCAGAGACUUAGCCUUUUUGGUUGACAUUAUGACAUAUCUAAACAUGUUGGAUAUUUCUCUGCAAAGGCGUUCUCAAGUGGUGACACAAACGUAUGAUUCAGUUGGCUCAUUCCUAGCGAAAUUGUGUCUUUGGGAGACUCAUUUGGCAAGGAACAAUCUGGCCCACUUUGCUACACUGAAAUUAGUUUCUGAAAAUGAAAAUGACAGCCUGAACUACAUUCACCAAAUUAAAGAGUUGAACGCUGAAUUCCAAAAAAGGUUCUCUGAUUAAAACUUUAUGAGAAUGAACUAAUAUUGUUCAGUUCCCCUUUCUCAAUUAGUAUUAAUAGUGUGAAUGAAGAGCUACAAAUGGAAGUUAUUGAAUUGCAGUGCAAUACUAUACUGAAAGCCAAAUAUGGUGAUGUUGGGAUCCCAGAAUUCUACAGAUAUCUUGGGAAUGGUUACCCUAAAUAUAAAAACCAUUGUGCAAAGAUUCUGUCCAUGUUUGGAAGUAUUUAUGUUUGUGAGCAGCUAUUUUCUGCUAUGAAACUAAAGAAAACUAAAUGUUGCUCCCAGUUAAAGGAUUCAAAGAUGAAUGUUGCAACACAGGAUUCACAGCCUGACGUUGAUUGACAUCUUGGGGCAUAAGAAAGGUGUGUCAGAUUUUGAAUUUCAAAUCUGAGGAGUAAUAAAUUAUGGAACUUUGAGUAAUUA
Balaenoptera acutorostrata (minke whale) is the source of this 4158-nucleotide messenger RNA. RefSeq names its product nucleolin-like. The record is from RefSeq and is a predicted model, not a curated record. The coding region runs from base 120 to 680 and encodes 186 amino acids. Gene Ontology annotation, cellular component: nucleus. Gene Ontology annotation, molecular function: RNA binding. The transcript is spliced from 5 exons. NCBI's taxonomy places the organism in Eukaryota, Metazoa, Chordata, Mammalia, Artiodactyla, Balaenopteridae.